AUGGGUGCAAUGAGAAUACCUACUUGGCACAUACCUUUUUUUGAAUUGAUUGAACAUUUAAAUUCUUAGAUUGAUGGUUAGAAAGACUUAACAAGGGGAAUGCAGAAAUUGGAGAUAGCAGACUACUUUAUGGACUCUUCGGAAGCAAAUGAUGGUUCUAAAAUUAUAAAAGGUGGCAAUAUUUACUUUAGAAAACAGGAUGAUGCAGCAACAAUGGACUAUCAUCAACAAUUUUCCAUUGAUUAACUCUCUCAGACCGGAUAUCAGAAAAAUGAGAUUGAAUUUAUGAACUAUUUAGAAGAACUAAAGAGAAAAUAUAAAAUAGCAAUACUAAAAAAAAGUGCAAAGACAGGCUAUUCUUGGAUUUACGGAGGCAAAACUUGA
Messenger RNA from Stylonychia lemnae, 384 nucleotides. The record is from the annotation of a GenBank genome assembly. Lineage: Eukaryota; Ciliophora; Spirotrichea; Sporadotrichida; Oxytrichidae.